Molecule: messenger RNA, 4678 nt
Organism: Penaeus vannamei (Pacific white shrimp)
Lineage: Eukaryota; Metazoa; Arthropoda; Malacostraca; Decapoda; Penaeidae
Source: RefSeq, a predicted model, not a curated record
GUGUGUUCGUUCGUACGUCUGGCGCGCGGAGGGUAGUAGUGUGCUGAGUGCUGUCAGUUGUACCUUAGCGUGCCAUGUGCUGAGAGCCGAAGUGUGCGAGCUCCCGAGUCGCGCCGUGAGAUCCUAGUGCCGAAGAGUUACAGCUGUGCAAUACCCAAAAUUGUGUUGAAUCGCGUGACCCAGUAGAUUAGCCUCAUUGAACCGAGCUCUUCCGUGCGCUGGCCAGCCUCAGUGGGAAAAUGAGAAAGAUGAGAGUGCUGGCGGGCGCGCGAGGGAGAUGAUCCCGCAGCAAGAUGCUGGCGCCCACCUGGCCGAGAUCCGGUGUGGACUAGCGUCGCGUCGCCUACCUGGACGUGCCCGGCCGACGUAGCGGGGAUGUCCGGCGUCACCUAGCGGCUGCCACUUCCCGUGACCUUGCUGAGUGACAGUCGCUGCCCUCCGGCGAGCCCUCCCGCGUCCGAGGAGCCGGAGGAGAGAGGGAAAUAUCUUUUUGUGAGGAGUGAUCGACCACGAGCGCCCCGAGCGAGAGAGGGCGAAGAAAGCGCGCCGCCAUGACGUCCACCAUCCGGGGGUACCUGACCCUCCGGCGGGGCAACAAGAAGAAGAAGCAGCAGCAGCGCGGCAACAUCUCCGACCUGUUCUUCAGCGUGACGUCCUCCUCCGUCGGCCCCGUCAGCCUGGUCUCGCACCGCCACUCGCGCUCCUUCCUCGACCUGCGGGACCUGAGCGAGGACGCCUUCAAAAGAGUGUCGAAUCAAGUCGCCUACUGGCCAGGUGCGAAUGCGCUCGGUCCAGUCCAGCCGGCACACGCGUGGCCAGAUGUGGAGGCGUUACCUGGAUGGGCGCAUGAUAAUGGUCUUCUGAUGCUGUGCAUGGCCGCGGGCCCUCGUCUCGUAUCGGACUGGGAUAUCACACAUUCUACAGGUGAGUGUUCCCGAUGUUUCUGUCCUGGGCGAGAGCGGAAGACUCUCAAAGAUGAAAUGGCCGAGGUCACAGCGGAGAUGGAGGCGCUGGAUACGGGGGAAGACAGUAAGAGCAAUCCGAAGAGUAAACAGAUGAGCAUCGGGCGAAAGAAGUUCAACAUGGACCCCAAGAAGGGAAUCGAAUACCUUAUAGACCAUGGCCUCCUUAAGAACACGCCCGAAGACAUCGCCCAGUUCCUGCACAAGGGCGAGGGGCUCAACAAGACGGCCAUCGGCGACUACCUCGGCGAGCGCAACGACUUCAACCAGUCGGUGCUGGACGCCUUCGUCUGCCUCCACGACUUCACGGAUCUCAUCCUGGUGCAGGCGCUGAGACAAUUCCUGUGGAGCUUCCGCCUGCCGGGGGAGGCGCAGAAGAUCGACCGCAUGAUGGAGAGGUUCGCCCACCGCUACUGCGAGCUCAACCCGGCCAUCUUCAAGAACCCCGACACGUGCUUCGUGCUGUCGUUCGCGAUCAUCAUGCUGAACACGUCGCUGCACAACCCGGCCGUCAAGGACAAGCAGACCAUCGAGCAGUUCAUCGCCAUGAACCGCGGCAUCGACAACGGGGACGACCUGCCCAGAGAGCUGCUCGAGAGCCUGUACGAGAGCAUCAAGACGGAGCCCUUCAAGAUCCCCGAGGACGACGGCAACGACCUCAUGCACACGUUCUUCAACCCGGACCGCGAGGGCUGGCUCAUGAAGCAGGGCGGCCGCUACAAGUCGUGGAAGCGGAGAUGGUUCAUCCUCAACGACAACUGCCUCUAUUACUUCGAGUACACGACAGACAAAGAGCCCAGAGGAAUCAUACCUUUGGAGAACAUUGAGGUUCGGGAAGUACAAGACCGCAACAAGCCGAACUGCUUCGAGUUAUAUGCCACCUCGACCGAUUUCAUCAAAGCCUGCAAGACUGACAGUGAAGGGAAGGUUGUGGAAGGCAAGCACACUGUGUACAGGAUGUCAGCUGCCACCCCGGAGGAGAAGGAGGAGUGGAUCAAGUGCAUCAGACAAAGUAUCAGUCAUAAUCCCUUCUAUGACAUGCUAGCCAAGAGAAAGAAGAAUAUUCAGAAGAACAGCAGUCGGUAAUCAUACCUGAGAAGAAAUUCGCUUUCGUUUACUACAAAAGACUGAACACUUAACCCACCUGAACAAUGAGAGGCUGUGCACGAUAUUCGCUAUGGGACAUAUUUCAAGUUUUUGCCUGCAUUCUAGUGAAAAAUGCACAAGCGAGAGAUCCUGUUUCAAGUGCUUGCAUGUGAGAGAAAAUAUUUUACAGACUUAUCAGAAGUGAAAUAAUGUUUCGAGUGCUCAGAGACACCCUCAGAAUAUAUACUUGCUUGCUUGCAUUAAACGUGAAAAGUGUGGGAAAAAAAGUACAGUACGCUUUAGCAGUUGCCUCUUUAACAAAGUGUUAAAAACUUUGCAGACGUGUGCGGCAACUUAAAAGAAACUACAAAGAGGUCAUUUUAUACAGGUCUCUGCUGGACAGUGUGAUCAUUGUCAUAAAAUAUAUCUUAUUCCCUGUACAACCUUGUGUCCAGUCAAGAUGUCUGCAUGAACAGAGUUUAGAUUAAUUUCUAAUUGUAAAUAUGUUUGUGAAUAGUGAAAAAUUAAAUUUUAUGAGACAUCAAGGUACUGUUAACCAGUAUCAGUCAUUGAUGCCAAGUGUUUACAAAGGUAUUGUGUAAUAGUGUAAAUAUUUGUAUGUAUUUGGCUUACUUAAUUAUGUAUGUGAGCUAAGAUAUGAAAUCUUCAGCCUCACAAUAGAGUACCAUGAUUGAAUGGAAGGCAUGCAAAAGUCAGUUUGUACCAAAUUGUGUGUUCGUAAACAUUAGAUAAAGGUUCGUAAAUGGAGUGUCAAAAGAGUGGAGGCUUGUUGUGUGUGUGGCCAGAGUAGGUGCCGGAUGUGGCUCUAAUAAAGGUACUUCCAGACACCUGCUGAUGUUGAUGUGUUCUGAAUUAUAUAUAUAAAUUUGCUUGAUAAAUAUAAAGUGUACCCCAGUCUGGAGGUUUUGUUUUGUUUGUAAAUGAGUCUGUGAUUUACUUUUUCAUGGUGUGAAAGAGAGAGAAUGAAAAUGAUCAUGAGAAAGAGAGAGAGUGAGAAUGAGAAUGAGUGAGAGAGAAUGAAAAUGAGAAUUAUGGCCCCAGGAACAGGUGUUUAGAAGUUACAUAACAUUGUAUACAUUUAUAGUUGGGGCCAAAGCACUUCACUCAUCACACAUCGGAAACAUUCAGCCACACCAAAAUAACAUCAACAGCAGAUUCUUCAUCAAAUCCAUUUAUUGCUGUACAAAAAUCUUGUUGGUGAGCAGCGUUAUGAUGUAAGCAGUAUCUUGGUGUCGUUGUUCUCUUCUGUGGAUUUGAUAUUGUGCUGCUAAUGCUGGUGAUGGAAUAAUAACACUACUCAGGUGGUGGAUAACAACAGAUAAGUGUUGUGUGGUUGGUAAAAGCUGGCUUACUUUCCCCCCUUUCAGAGAGUGAAAUACAAAAAAUUAUAAAAAAAAACAAUCAAAAUGUUACAGUUAGAUACUAUUUAAACUCACGUAUUUUACCCAUUGGAAUUGUCACUACACUAGUGUAAUUUAGGAUUGAAAAAAAUGCAUGCUUCUCUCAGAAACCAUCUUAAUAGGCCAUACUUCACCCCAUUCCAUUUCCAUCUCGAGGCAUGCAUUUGACGCUCAUGCUUAGCAAAACAACAAAACCUCCAAAGAAGAAAAAAUAGGAUUAAACUUUGAUCUUUCGCUAACCGGUUCUCUCUGUGGGUGUUUAGAAAGAUUCCCUCCUGGCAUGUGUUGAUGUUAGCGAGUCUGAUGUUGGGAACGCCACCCUUAUUUAUCACUCAUAGACAAAUCUAAUAUUUAGUUCCAUACGGCCCAAUAUCUGCAGUCGUAAUCAGUGGUGCAUGUUUCCACACAAGAUGCUUGGAUCUCAUACUUUUUCAUAUUUAUAAUCAUCUGUUACAACAUGUGAUCCUGUUGCCAGUUAUAGGAGACUCUCCCUCCACUCAUUUAGGUCAGCAAUCCAAAAGCACUCCCUCCCCUUCGUCAAAUCUUGGCUGCUAACUGGCAAGAGAGAAAGGCAUGUUUUUAUUGCUGUGAUGGUUAUCAUAUGGUGAGUACAUAGGACUAGAGUAUUAUCCAUACUCAGGAUAUUUUAAAAUCAUAUCUUUUCUGGUUUUUGGUACGAAGGGAUAACCAGUGACGGACUUGUCAUUGGGUUGAUAUUCAUUUGUUUGUUAUCAUCUGUAUAUUUUGUAUUUUGUUUCCCCCUUCAAUCUCAUGGUAUAUAUUGUUUAAUGUUAUUUAAUAAGAAAAGCAAAAAAAACAAAAGGAAAUUCCAUGUCAUUGAUAAAGGAAAACGUUAUCAAUACAGCUACCAAAGAGAUGUUUACAAGAAUUUAAUUUCUCAUUUUGUAAAACUGCAACACCUGUUAUGUAUUUUUACUGCAUCUUUUUUUUUUUUUUACUUCACACAUGUAAUACUAUUUAUGGCUUUCUUUUCCAAUCAACAAAUUCUUUUUAUUACUAUCCAACAGGGCACAGGCAGGUAAUAUCUGCAUGUGAACUGGCCAAUUUCAUUAGAUUUAAACUGUACAACAUUUCCCCUGUGGUCAAUGUCUAUAUUUGAUUAUGUACAGCCGUGAAAAGGUAUUUACCCAGUUGUAUAUAUUUCUGUAGGACUUUAUAUUAUUGUAAUUAAUAAAGUGAAGACGGUUU